Molecule: messenger RNA, 2172 nt
Organism: Nerophis lumbriciformis (worm pipefish)
Lineage: Eukaryota; Metazoa; Chordata; Actinopteri; Syngnathiformes; Syngnathidae
Source: RefSeq, a predicted model, not a curated record
AUGUCUAACAUCUUAAAAGCGAAAUGGAACCGCACGGUUAUAGCCAAGCGAGCCGUGUUUCUCGCUGCUGCAGCAUACGGCGUCAAGACGCUUUACCCGCUCAUCUACAGGCAGCUCUGCAAAAAACAAGCCGAAAACGGAUCUGCGUGCUUGUUCAAAUCCAGUAUAGAUGCAGCGGAUCCAUCCAAGACGUCCCCGGGAGUAAACGCGGAAUUCUUCAAGCAGAUCUUGGAGCUGGCAAAAAUCCUUUUCCCCAAGCUGCUGUCAAAGGAACUGGCUUUGUUGUCAUUGCAUUCUGUGGCGUUGAUCUCCAGGACAUUCCUGUCUAUCUACGUGGCCAGCUUGGAUGGUAAAAUAGUGAAGAGCAUCGUGGAGAAGCAACCGAGGAGCUUCAUCUUACAGCUCGUCAAAUGGCUUCUAAUCGCUAUCCCUGCCACGUUCGUCAACAGCGCCAUCCGUUUCUUGGAAUGCAAGCUCGCCCUGGCUUUCCGCACCCGCUUGGUCAACCAUGCCUACAGGACCUACUUCACAGAACAGACCUACUACAGAGUCAGCAACAUGGACGGGAGGUUGGCCAACCCGGACCAGUCCCUCACAGAGGACGUGCUUAUGUUCUCCCAGUCGGUGGCCCAUCUGUACUCCAACCUCACCAAGCCCAUCUUGGACGUGAUGCUCACUUCCUACACGCUCAUCCAGACCGCUCGCUCCCGGGGCGCCAACGCCAGCGGACCCACGCUGCUCGCCGGCCUGGUGGUCUUCGCCACUGCCAAGGUUCUGCGAGCCUGCUCGCCUAAAUUCGGAAAGCUGGUGGCGGAGGAGGCGCAUCGGAAGGGAUAUUUGCGCUAUGUGCACUCCAGGAUCAUUGCUAACGCAGAAGAAAUUGCCUUUUAUCGAGGACAUACGGUGGAGAUGCGCCAGCUCCAGAGGUGCUACCGCGCUUUGGCCGAGCAGAUGAACCUGAUCCUCUCCAAGCGGCUCUGGUACAUUAUGAUCGAGCAGUUCCUCAUGAAGUACGUGUGGAGCGGCAGCGGCCUUGUCAUGGUGGCGGUGCCCAUCAUCACCGCAACGGGCUUUGCUGACAACGAAACUGCAGAUGGUCACCCACAUCGCAUGGUGAGCGAGAGAACGGAGGCGUUCACCACCGCCCGGAACCUUUUGGCCUCGGGAGCCGACGCCAUCGAGAGGAUCAUGUCGUCCUACAAAGAGGUCACAGAACUGGCAGGGUACACCGCGCGGGUCCACAACAUGUUUGUCGUGUUCGAGGACGUCCAGAGGGGCGUCUACAAGCGCUCGUCACUGAGCGCUGCCAACGGAGGGGAGAAGAAAAGCAAGCCAGAGAUGCACAUCGAGGGCCCUCUGGAAAUUAAGGGUGAAGUGAUUGAUGUGGAGAACGGUAUUGUGUGCGAAGACGUCCCGAUAAUAACACCAAACGGGGAUGUUGUAGUUUCCAGCCUCAAUGUUAAGGUGGAAGAAGGAAUGCACCUAUUGAUCACAGGGCCCAACGGCUGCGGUAAAAGCUCCCUCUUCCGCAUCCUCAGCGGUUUGUGGCCGGUGUACGGCGGGCGCCUUCGCAAACCCUCCCCUCAGCAUAUGUUCUACAUCCCGCAGAGGCCCUACAUGUCUAUGGGCUCUCUUCGGGACCAGGUGAUAUAUCCUGAUUCAGUAGACGACAUGGCUACCAGAGGCCUCGACGACAAGGACCUGGAAGCCAUCUUGGAUAUCGUCAACCUCAACCAUAUUGUCACCAGGGAAGGAGGUUGGGAUGCUGAGCUGGACUGGAAGGACGUGCUAUCUGGGGGCGAGAAGCAAAGGAUGGGAAUGGCUCGCAUGUUUUACCACAAGCCUAAAUACGCCUUGUUGGAUGAGUGCACCAGCGCCGUUAGCAUCGAUGUAGAGGGCAAAAUUUUCCAAGCCGCCAAGGACGCCGGCAUCUCCUUGCUGUCCAUCACGCACAGACCUUCAUUAUGGAAGUACCACACGCACCUGCUGCAGUUCGACGGCGAGGGCGGCUGGCGCUUCGAGCAGCUGGACACGGCCACGCGGCUAUCUCUCACCGAGGAGAAGCAGCGGCUGGAAAGCCAAUUGGCCGGUAUCCCCGAGAUGCAGCAGCGCCUCAACGAACUCUGCAAGAUUUUGGGCGACGACUCGGUGCUCCGAACCGCCGACGAGUAA